GACGCCCGAGCCAAAAUGGCGCUCCCGGGCUCGGCGGGAACCCGCGCGGCGGUCGGCCUCUGCCGGAUCGCGGCGAGCGCGUCCUCGUCAGCGGCGGCCGGACUCUGCCGGAUCGCGGCGAGCGCGUCGUCGCCUUCGCCGUCUGCGGCGGCCGGCGGGAGGAGGGAAUGGGAGCUGCCGUUCGCGCUGGUGGCGGAGCGGGGGAUGGUGGUGGGCGGCCACCGCGGGAUGGGGAUGAACGCGGUGGGGGCGCCGCCAGGGGCGCGCGUCGGGGCCGCCAGGGAGCGGGAGAACACGCUGCUCUCCUUCGGCCGCGCCGCCGCGCACGCCGCCGUCGCCUUCGUCGAGUUCGACGUGCAGGUCACUAAAGAUGGCUGCCCAAUAAUCUUCCAUGAUGACUUCAUCCUAACACAGGGGAUUGGAGCUGUAUAUGAAAGGCGUGUUACUGAUCUUCUCUUGGAAGAUUUCCUCUCUUAUGGUACACAAAAAGAAUCUCGCAAGGUUUCCAAGCCUUUACUUAGACGGGCAGGAGAUGGUAGAGUCCUUAAUUGGAGUACAGAAGAAGAUGAUUCUCUUUGCACAUUGCAAGAGGUCUUUCAACGUGUCAGUCCUCGCCUGGGAUUUAACAUUGAGCUGAAGUUUGAUGACAGCAUUGCGUAUCACAGGAAAGACCUUGACUGUGCUCUUAAAGCUGUAUUGCAAGUUGUUUUCCAGUAUGCUAGGAACAGACCAGUCUUUUUCUCAUCUUUCCAUCCUGAUGCGGCACAGAUGAUGCGGGAACUCCAGAGCUUAUAUCCUGUACUUUUCCUAACAGAAGGAGGGACAUACAAACACCAUGAUUCAAGAAGGAACUCACUUGACGAUGCCAUCCGGGUAUGCCUAGAGUAUGAUCUGCAUGGGAUCGUGUCAGACGUGAGAGGCGUUCUCAAGAACCCAUCUGCAGUUAUCAGAGCACAAGAAUCUAACCUUGCACUUCUCACAUAUGGGGAGCUAAAUAACGUGUCGGAGGCAGUCUAUGUCCAAUACCUGAUGGGUGUACAUGGCGUCAUUGUUGAUCGGGUGGAGGAGAUCUCAAACGCUGUGGCGGGUUUCGGUAAACCAGACCUCGGCCAGAGUGGUGCUGGUGUGGACGGAGGCGGAGCAAAGCAUCAGGCCUUCUCACAACAGCAGCUGGGGUUCUUGCUCCGGCUUAUCCCUGAACUGAUUGAACAGCAACAUUGAAGGUACACCAUAUAUACCCAAGUGGCAUCCCAGUUUUGGCCCUCGAAGAGGGUCAGUUGUUGUCCUGACUGAUAGGUCCAGUUUGACAGUUUUAGGAGGUAUACUUGUGCUGAGUGCAUGCAUACACGAUUCUGUACAGUCCAAAACUCGGUUCGUGUUGGUACCGUGGUCGAUCUUGUUGCAAGUAGGUUCACCAAAAGGUUGAGCAAUGUACUGUUGGAAAUUUACAAGAUUGUAAUUCGGAUAUCCCGUUCUUGCCGGGGUAUCUGUCUUGGUUUUCAUGUUGGUAGUUUAGCACAGCAAUGUUGCCCAUGAGGCCGUGACCACAUCCAUUUCGGGCAACGGCCUUAUUAUAUCAGGCUUCGGAAUGCAAAGAAAACAAGAACAAGAACAUGCAUAUCUGCA
Molecule: messenger RNA, 1626 nt
Organism: Sorghum bicolor (sorghum)
Lineage: Eukaryota; Viridiplantae; Streptophyta; Magnoliopsida; Poales; Poaceae
Product: glycerophosphodiester phosphodiesterase GDPD1, chloroplastic
Exons: 7
Coding region: 16-1221 (401 amino acids)
Biological process (GO): glycerophospholipid catabolic process
Molecular function (GO): phosphoric diester hydrolase activity
Source: RefSeq, a predicted model, not a curated record